Messenger RNA from Coccidioides posadasii C735 delta SOWgp, 366 nucleotides. RefSeq lists its product as uncharacterized. NCBI's taxonomy places the organism in Eukaryota, Fungi, Ascomycota, Eurotiomycetes, Onygenales, Onygenaceae. The record is from RefSeq and is a predicted model, not a curated record.
AUGGCAAGGAGACAGUCUCUCGAGUCCCAGCGACCUAUCAUGGCACCAUCGCUCAGUUCUCAGCGGAACUCUCAACGCUUCUCCACGAUCAGCGAUCGUACCAUCUCAAGCAGCAUGACCAGCGAAAGCCGACUAAACGAAAUUAGAGAGCUGGGCGAAGGCCUGGACCGCCUGGAGAACAAGCGCCUAAACCAGCAGCGGUUCGUGCCCAGUGCGGAGAAAUCCGAAAAUCUCAGUAAAUUAGCCCUCGGAGCGAAAGUCGAGCGUGCUUUGAGACGGAGAAUGACCAGCCAGGAUGCCGUCAUGCGCAAGCCGAUUAUUUUGGACGAGAAGAAAGCAUUGAAGGUCGCCGAAGCGCCAAACUAG